UGCAAUGUUCUCAAUUGCAUUUAUAAACCUAAAAAGAUAAAAACAGACAAAAAAAAAAAUAGAAGAGCAAGAAGAGAAAAUAAAAGAAACAGAGAGAACAGAGAAAGAUCAUGGGUUCAGUGUCUGAAACCGUUUGUGUUACCGGAGCUUCUGGUUUCAUCGGUUCAUGGCUUGUCAUGAGACUCUUGGAGCAUGGCUACACCGUUCGAGCCACCGUGCGCGACCCAGCAAAUAUGAAGAAGGUGAAGCAUUUGCUGGAAUUACCAGGGGCGAAAGCCAAGUUGUCUCUGUGGAAAGCUGAACUUGGUGAAGAGGGAAGCUUUGAUGAAGCCAUUAAUGGGUGCACCGGAGUUUUCCAUGUCGCCACCCCCAUGGAUUUCGAGUCCAAGGACCCUGAGAACGAAGUGAUAAAGCCUACAAUAAACGGAGUAAUAGACAUAAUGAAAGCAUGCUUGAAGGCCAAAACAGUGAGAAGGUUGAUAUUCACAUCCUCAAACAAAAUCGAUAAUUUGGAGAACAAUCUCAACUUUAUAUUCUGCUUCUUUUUUUAGAUGUAUUUUGUUUCUAAGACACUUGCUGAGCAAGAAGCAUGGAAAUUUUCAAAGGAGCACAACAUGGAUUUCAUCACAAUUAUUCCACCUCUUGUAGUUGGCCCUUUUAUUAUGCCAACAAUGCCACCUAGCCUUAUUACUGCUCUUUCACCCAUCACAGGGAAUGAGGCACAUUAUUCAAUCAUAAAGCAAGGGCAAUUUGUGCACUUAGAUGAUCUUUGUCGUGCUCACAUUUUUCUAUUCGAGCAGCCAAAAGUUGAAGGGAGGUACAUUUGCUCUGCAUGUGAUGCCACCAUUCAUCAGAUUGCAAAGUUUCUUAACAAAAAAUAUCCAGAGUACAAUGUUCCCACAACGUUCAAGAAUAUUCCAGAUGAAUUGGAGCUUAUCAGAUUUUCUUCCAACAAGAUCAAAGAUUUGGGUUUCCAAUUCAAAUACACAUUAGAGAACAUGUACACUGGAGCAGUUGACACAUGCAGAGAAAAAGGCCUCCUUCCUAAUAAUAAUAAACUUGCAACUCCAGAAAAUGAUGAUGAAGCAUGCAAAGAUAUCAAGUGAUCCUUCCUAAUAUUAUUAAAACUACUGCAAAGAGGCAAAGACAACAAGAAUAAAUGGCAUAUCACACACAAAUGAAUAAAUAUAAGUCCAUAUCUUUGUGCUCUUGAUCAUGGUUUUUAAGAAGUCAGGGUUGUCUUUCAACAAGUCACCAAAUGGCAAAUGCUCUGUUUGAUUUUGAGUAUCACUUAUAUGUUAUAUUGAACUAUUUCUAUAUUGUGGUUGAGCAAUUUUAUAUCUCCCA
Arachis duranensis is the source of this 1347-nucleotide messenger RNA. RefSeq names its product dihydroflavonol 4-reductase-like. Lineage: Eukaryota; Viridiplantae; Streptophyta; Magnoliopsida; Fabales; Fabaceae. The transcript has 7 exons. Gene Ontology annotation, molecular function: dihydroflavanol 4-reductase activity. The record is from RefSeq and is a predicted model, not a curated record. Gene Ontology annotation, biological process: anthocyanin-containing compound biosynthetic process.